AUGUCGGCGGAAAACACAGCAGACAACCCAGGGCGCAUUGUGUUUGUUAUUUCAUGGUUUCUGUUCUGUGUCCUUUGGUUGACGGUUGGCACUCGUAUGGUGACGCGAUGGACCUUGACUCGUAGAUUCGAAGGUGAUGAUAUUGUCACCUGGAUCGCUUUGCUACUUGGCAGUGCACAAAUAGCUGCGGUGACUGUGGCAGUUUACAAUGGCCUUGGACAAAACAUAGCUACCUUGAGCGCCUCGCAAAUAUCCCACUUUCAGCAGUCCCUCUAUGCCUCAGAUAUAUUGAGUGUCUGGACGUUAGGCCUUUCCAAAAUUGCUGUUCUUCUUCUUCUCGUCCAAGUGACACCGAUCGAAUCCCAUUUACGACUGGCUUUUGGGGUGGGUAUCUUUGUUCUUCUAUGGGCGCUGUCUGCUUUCCUGGUGGUUGCCUUUGAAUGCCAUCUUCCACACGCCUGGCAAUUUAUUGGCAACCAAUGUGUGAACCGAAAUCUCAGCAUCGUCACUAGCUGUGUCCCCUACCUCAAGCCAUUUUAUCUCGGUCUCGAGUCUGGACUGAUGCAGUCCAACGACCCACUCCGCACAAACAGUCGCAAGUUUAUGAGCGCAUACACCUAUUCAGACGCAUAUGCCUAUGCCUAUCAUCGUCACAAGCCCGAUCCUAUCGCGCGGGAGUCUUCCGGUAGCAAUGGAAAGGGCCCAUCUCCGGAGAGAGAUAAUACCGUCGAUUCAGAUCAUGACAGCGUCAUUGAAUUAUAUGAUCUCAGUGAUUAUUUGGACGAGGGACACGCUGACGAAGACAACUUAAUGACGCAUUCUUGA
This is a messenger RNA of Talaromyces rugulosus, 825 nucleotides long. RefSeq lists its product as uncharacterized. The coding region runs from base 1 to 825 and encodes 274 amino acids. The transcript has 4 exons. Lineage: Eukaryota; Fungi; Ascomycota; Eurotiomycetes; Eurotiales; Trichocomaceae. The record is from RefSeq and is a predicted model, not a curated record.